GCACGAAAACAAACACUCAAGAUGAACACCGACGAAGGAAUCGACCCAGCAAGAAUCAAACUACUCACCCUGCUCAACGUAGCAGCAGCAAAACCAACAACAACAACAACAACAACAACAACAACAACAAACAAUCGGAAACGAAAACUAGGACAAGACAGAAACUGGCUAGCAAUCGCAAAACAAGCAACCAUCAAACCAAAAACACCAUCAACAACAACAACAACAACAACAACAACAACAAUAACCGAAAACCAAGUAGCAGAAGAACAAGAAGAGGAUGAAUCGAAUUCAGUAGACUUAUACCAUCAUCAUUUCGGGCCUCAGACUACUCUCCUCAACCCUCAAGCACUCCAACUAGCUCAAAAGGAAGACGGCUGGAAAGUCGCAUCGAAUUCCAAAACACAAGACCAUCGACGGAUCGUAUCCUUCCAACUCGAUCAACAACAAGAACCAGACCCACCCUCAUCAUCCAAUAAUCCCACCCUCAAAAUCCCAAAAGCUCUUCAGCCUGUCCUCGAUCGGUUCAAUCCCCACGAGCUUCGGUUCUUCGACUCUGUUAAUCAGUACCAGGAUGUCUGGCAUACCGGCAUACCCUACGAUCAUCAUCGCGCUCAUCUACGCACCGCAACCUCACUAUGGGCCCUUCAACACAUCUUAAAAACUCGAGCCGAGAUCAUCAAGAAUAACGAGCAUCUUGCACAAUUGGCCCCCAAACCAUCCACUAAGAAGUCCAUAUUAGAGUCCGACUUGGAGGGGGAAGGUCUUGGAGACGAGCCAUCAGAGAAAAGCAAAACCCAGAAAGCAGAAAGAGAGAUUCGCGACCAAGGCUUCACGCGUCCGAAGGUCUUAAUGCUGUUGCCGUUCAGAUCCUCGGCCCGAGACUGGCUGCACAGUCUCAUCUCACUCGCAUCUACUUCGACCGUCAAGGGCCUGGAACGGUUCGAGAAGGAGUACAGUUUGCCGCCCGGAACGGUGGAUAAACUGGAGGCUGAAGACGCUAAGUUCAAGUACCCCUUGGACCAUCGAAUCAUCUUUCGGGGCAACGUCGACGACGACUUCUUCCUCCCCGUCAAAUUCAACCGCAAGGAAAUCCGCCUCUACUCGGACUUCUACCAGGCUGAUUUGGUCAUCGGAAGUCCCGUUGGGCUUCGGAAGUUCAUCGAAAAAGAAGGGGAUGCCGAUUUCUUGUCUUCAAUCGAAAUCUCUAUCGUCGAUCAGUUGGAUGUCAUGCAAAUGCAAAAUUGGGAACAUGUCGAAUUUGUGUUUGAGCAUCUAAAUCGGAUACCGAAGAAGCCGCGAGACACGGAUUUCUCGCGAGUGAAGCCAUGGUACUUAGAUUCCCAGGCGCACCAUCUACGACAGAGCGUGAUGUUCUCGGCCCAUCCGUCGGCCGAACAACACUCUUUAUUCCGCAAGCUAGACAAUCUGAGUGGAAAGCGACUGGAGUUCCACGAGACCUCGAAGACGUACAGUGUUGGGCUGGUGGCUAAGGUCCGCCCGGGCAUCCAGCAGACUUGGCGCGCCUUCGAUCUCGGUCCCGACCCCUUGAUGGAUCAUCAGCUUCGCUUCGACUUCUUUCAGAAAAACAUCCUCGGCCCUCUCCAGCAAUCUGCUCUCGUUAAGGAAGGACUCGCCGGAAUUCUCGUCUUCGUCCCUAGUUACUUCGACUUUGUUAGGCUCGAAAAUCUGUUCAGAUCGAUCGAAGAUCUGAAAUUUGCUGCUAUCUCUGAAUAUUCGACACCCUCCGAGAUCAGUGCCGCUCGAUCCUCGUUCUUCAACCGCCACGUCUCGUAUCUGUUAGUCAGCGAACGGUUCCACUUCUUCCAUCGAUACAAGCUGCGCGGGGCCCGCCAAAUCAUCUUCUAUGCGCCCCCGUAUCAUCCCGAGUAUUAUCUCGAGUUCGUCAAUGAAUUCCCCUUCCUUCCUUCGCAAAAUCAGCCUAAGGAUGGCGCUCCUGGUGAUGGGACGUUUGGGCCGGUCGAUGUCAAGGAGGUCUCCGUUCAAGUCCUUUUCUCUAAACUCGAUCAUGCUAAAAUUCAACCGAUCAUCGGCCUCGCUGAUUCCCAUAAAAUCCUCAAAAAUCUAGACCAUGCUCAUUCUUUCACUUUUGUCUAAAUCAUAAACGUCAUCACUUAUCAUGUUAGAUGUCCUUCUUGUUCAUUCAUCCUGUUUCUUUUUUUUUGGUCUUUUUGAAUGGGGAUGAUUAUGUGUCGUUG
This is a messenger RNA of Puccinia graminis f. sp. tritici CRL 75-36-700-3, 2219 nucleotides long. RefSeq lists its product as uncharacterized. Gene Ontology annotation, molecular function: U3 snoRNA binding; rRNA binding. The transcript is spliced from 6 exons. Gene Ontology annotation, biological process: maturation of SSU-rRNA from tricistronic rRNA transcript (SSU-rRNA, 5.8S rRNA, LSU-rRNA). The coding region runs from base 22 to 2118 and encodes 698 amino acids. Gene Ontology annotation, cellular component: nucleolus; small-subunit processome. The record is from RefSeq and is a predicted model, not a curated record. Lineage: Eukaryota; Fungi; Basidiomycota; Pucciniomycetes; Pucciniales; Pucciniaceae.